Molecule: messenger RNA, 882 nt
Organism: Carlito syrichta (Philippine tarsier)
Lineage: Eukaryota; Metazoa; Chordata; Mammalia; Primates; Tarsiidae
Gene: EDARADD
Product: EDAR associated death domain
Exons: 5
Coding region: 3-584 (193 amino acids)
Biological process (GO): signal transduction
Molecular function (GO): protein binding
Source: RefSeq, a predicted model, not a curated record
AUAUGGCCAAGGAGCCAGUGGAAGACACAGACCCAAGCACUUUAUCCUUUAACAUGUCAGACAAAUAUCCCAUUCAAGAUACCGGACUCCCUAAAGCUGAGGAGUGUGAUACAGUUGCUUUGAACUGCCCAUCAAAUUCUGAUAUGCAACAUCAGGGAGAAGAAAAUGGCUUUCCAGACAGUACCGGAGAUUCCCUUUCAGAUACCGGCAAGGACGAGUCCUGCAAAGAAAACUGUACCUGUUCCUCCUGCUCGCUCCGGGCCCCCACCAUCAGUGACUUGCUCAAUGAUCAGGAUGUCUUGGAUGUGAUCAGAAUAAAGCUGGAUCCGUGUCACCCAACGGUGAAAAACUGGAGGAAUUUUGCAAGCAAGUGGGGCAUGCCUUACGACGAGUUGUGCUUCCUGGAGCAGAGGCCACAGAGUCCCACCCUGGAGUUCCUGCUCCGAAACAGUCAGAGGACAGUGGGCCAGCUGAUGGAGCUCUGCCGGCUUUACCACAGGGCCGACGUGGAGAAGGUUCUGCGCAGGUGGGUGGACGAGGAGUGGCCCAAGAGGGAGCGCGGAGACCACGCCAGACACUUCUAGAGCUUUCUUCCUCGGCGGCCUCUCCAGGUGUUGAAACAACCACGGGUCAAGGAGGAAUGUGAAUCUGUUCUUUUUGCUAAGAGUUGAGGAACAGUGGACAGUGGUCUUUCCCAGAGCUGGUGGUUUCAAGGAGGGGGAGGUUUUGUUUGGUGGUGGAUAUUUGUGUGUUUGUUUUUGCACAUCUGUUUUAAUUUAAUAUUUGAAUCUGGAACUGCGAAAACAUGUUUUUUAGGCUUGGGUAGAAGCCAAGCCUACAGUCAGAAUGGGCUCAUGUCAUGAUGAAAAUAAAAGUAUCCUC